Molecule: messenger RNA, 900 nt
Organism: Hyaloscypha bicolor E
Lineage: Eukaryota; Fungi; Ascomycota; Leotiomycetes; Helotiales; Hyaloscyphaceae
Exons: 2
Coding region: 1-900 (299 amino acids)
Source: RefSeq, a predicted model, not a curated record
AUGUGCUCAAUAUACGAGCUUUCAUUCCUGAUGAUAUCAGCUGCUCACGGAUCAGAUGGAGAAGCUGGCUGUUUUGUAGAAAUGGCCGAGGACCAACAGUCCUACGAGAUCCCUGGAGUUUCUGGCGGUGGCAAGUCAGGUAUCUCCAUUCGACGGCAAAAAGGACAUCGGGACUUCGACGGUGAAGGGAUGUACGAUCAUGCUUUAUUCAAGAGGGCGUGGACGUUCCAGGAACGUUUACUGGCACCAAGAAUCAUCCACUUCAUGAAGAACGAGUCGGGUCUUUGGACGAAUGAUCUUCCCGAUGGCUUGCUUUGGAUGGCUGACGAAGAUGCGAUGAGGUCUGAACAGUAUCGCGCGCCGAAUUGGUCGUGGGCUUCCCUGGUUUCAGGUGGGAUUACUUAUCCUAGCUACAAAGACGAAGGGUGGGAAGAGCGAAGAAAUUUUCGCUCUAUUAUCAAGGAAUCUAGCGUGAGGAUACUGGAAGCGAAGUGUGAUCUUCCGGUUGGAGGGACUGAUGUCACUGGUGCAGUCGCAGGCGGGCAUAUCGUGCUCUUGGGACUGCUCGUUGAAGUGACGCUGGAAAUCGUUGACGACGGCGAGGGGGUUGAUUUGGCAGGUGGUGACGUCGAGUUUAGCGUGAGCAGGGAGGGCAUGACUGAGUAUGUCAGGCUCGAUGAUCCGUUUGGAGAUGAGCUGCUGGAGACGCAGAGUGUGCAUUGUCUCCUAGUUGGAAGGAGCUGGACUGAUGAGCUGUGUGUGUUGGUGUUGAGGAGAGAGGAUGAAGAUGUUUAUAAGAGGGUUGGACAUAGUAUCUGCAAUUGGCAGCUUGGCGAUGGAGGAGGGUUUGGAAAGGAGUUCUUUGAGGAUAAGCAGCCCUGUGUGAUACGGAUUAUUUGA